ACUGCAUACAUUUGUUGCAGUUUACUGUGGAAAGUUGAUACAGUACUUUAAAAAUUGUAUAAUAUCUUAUGCCAAAAUCAUCAAGCCUCAAUCUUGGCAGACUCAGACUUGAGCGUUUUGAUAUACAAUUUAAAUCCCCGGGAGUUGAAAGUAGGCCAGGAAGAAUAAACACCUGACUGCACCUGACAGGUAGAUAAUACAGGUAACAAUAUGAUUUAAGUACAUAAUUGUCAGGGAGGACAGCCACCAUUAUGCAGUCAGCCGGGUUCAGUUGGUAGAGCACCUGACUAGAGAUUCAGGGGCCCCGGGUUCAAAUCCCGGUCUGGUCCGUUGCAUUUUCUCCCUUCCUGUUACACAUGUAAAUACUGAUGUUGUUUAUAAACGUUGUUUAUUCAUAUUCAAAUCCACGAGCAGAUCUGAUGAUGGACCCUCGUACCAGUGCCCAGGACAUGAUGCAAUGUGACCUGUGUGAGACCGCUGUGGUACAGAUGCACUGUGAUACGUGCCUCGUCAAUUUGUGUAAGGCCUGCGUGGGAAACCACAUCUCAACUGAUGAAUGCAAGGAUCACAAAGUCGUUACUUUCCAGUUCAGAAAAUCCACCCAUGGUUCCAGUGUAAAGACAAAACAGAAAUCCCAUGAAGCUUCAUCCACUCCUGUCAUCAAACAACUGCUUAAUGAACCACAGACUGUCACCACCAUACACACUGGGUAUGGAAACCUUUACAACGUGGCCUGUCUGAGCGAUGAAGAAAUCUGGACACAAGGAGAUGACACCAUCAAACUCUUCAGCAUCAGUCAGGAUUCACUACUCAGGUCAGUCACAACCAAGUCAGGGUACACUGCAGAUGACCUAGCAGUGACAAACAGUGGGGAUCUGGUUUAUACUGAUUACAGAGAUAAAUCUGUGAACAUUGUAAAGAAUGAAGAGAUACAGACCGUGAUCAGAGUGAAGGGGUGGAUACCUCUCUAUGUCUGCAGUACCUCCUCUGAUGAUCUUCUGGUUAUCAUGGUCAGUGAUGAUUUCAAACAAUCCAAAGUUGUGAGUUACUCUAACUUCACAGAGAAACAAAGCAUUCAGUUUGAUGAUCAGGGUCGUCCUCUCCAUUCAUCUGGUUAUCAUAAAUACAUCAGUGAGAACAGGAACCUGGAUAUCUGUGUGGCUGACUAUGAAGCUAAAGCAGUAGUGGUCAGGUCAAUCAGGCCGGGAGACUGAGAUUCAGGUACACUGGACAUACUCCUGCUCCAAAGAACCAACCAUUCUAUCCACUAGGAAUCAACACAGACAGUCAGAGUCACAUCCUUACAGCUGAUGAGAACAAUGACUGUGUCCACAUCAUAGACAAGGACGGACAGUUCCUCCGUUACAUAGACUGUAAACUGAAUGGACCCUGGGGACUGUGUAUAGAUACAAAUGACAAUCUGUUUGUAGCUCAAUAUAGAAACAAACAAGUGAAGAAAAUCAAAUAUUUGCAAUGAAAUAAGACAUCAGUGAUGGAUUUAGACAGCAGUGAAUAUUCAUACAUGUACAAUUGUUUUGUUUCAAUAAGUUUUAUUUCUUCAUAUAAAAAGCCAAUAUAAAUUAAAAUAUGAAUGUGUUGAUAAAAAUCCCCAAAACAAAGUAAAUCAAGUAAAAUGCAUACAUAUGGCGUAUAUUUCAAGGGCAAUGUUUGUUUAAAGGGGAGACAGUAUAAAGCAAUGAUGGACUAUGUAUUUUUUAAUCUA
Ostrea edulis (European flat oyster) is the source of this 1723-nucleotide messenger RNA. RefSeq lists its product as uncharacterized. The record is from RefSeq and is a predicted model, not a curated record. Lineage: Eukaryota; Metazoa; Mollusca; Bivalvia; Ostreida; Ostreidae. The coding region runs from base 369 to 1214 and encodes 281 amino acids. Gene Ontology annotation, molecular function: zinc ion binding. The transcript is spliced from 2 exons.